This is a messenger RNA of Menidia menidia (Atlantic silverside), 3785 nucleotides long. The record is from the annotation of a GenBank genome assembly. NCBI's taxonomy places the organism in Eukaryota, Metazoa, Chordata, Actinopteri, Atheriniformes, Atherinopsidae.
UUGUGGGUGAAUGUGGAGCACGAGAGUUUAUUCCGUUUGGGGCCUUUAGAUUCUCAAAGUCAAGUGUCGACCUUUUGGAUUUUCCGGGCUCCAGGCGGGGUAGGCAGUGGCUCGGCGCGCGCUGACUAUUGGCUCUUCUUCUUCGUCUCUCUCACGAGCACUUCCGUCCGCGCGCGGCGCAUCGACCCCUUACGCACGCGUUGUGGGGCGCGAGCGUGUGCGCGAUGCCGCCGGAACCCAAAGUCCUCCGUCCGCGACGCAGCCUCUUAUCGGAACCGCUCGCGCUCUCGCUCGCGGACAGCAGGACCCCGCUGGCCAGGGAAAGCAGACCGCCGGCUAGAGGAAGGAAGUCCCCCCGCCACCAUGACGGAGAAGCGGAUGUCCCGCUGGUAUUUCGGCGGUCUGGCGUCCUGUGGGGCCGCCUGCUGCACGCAUCCUCUGGACCUGCUUAAGGUCCACCUGCAAACACAGCAGGAGGUGAAGAAGAGGAUGGUGGGGAUGGCCAUCCAUGUGGUGAAGAAUGACGGGGUGUUGGCUCUUUACAAUGGUCUCUCCGCCUCGCUCUGUAGACAAAUGUCUUAUUCCCUCACCAGAUUUGCGAUCUAUGAGACAGUAAGGGACAUGAUGGGCAGCAAAAGUCAGGGUCCCAUGCCCUUUUACCAGAAGGUCCUGCUGGGAGCCUUUGGAGGCUUCACUGGUGGAUUUGUGGGCACGCCGGCGGACAUGGUCAACGUCAGGAUGCAGAAUGACAUGAAGCUACCAGCGGAACUGAGGCGGAACUAUAAGCAUGCGGUUGAUGGUCUGUACAGAGUCUUCAGGGAAGAGGGUCUCAGAAAACUUUUCUCAGGGGCCUCCAUGGCCUCCAGCAGAGGGGCGAUGGUCACUGUGGGUCAGCUGGCGUGCUACGACCAGGCCAAGCAGCUGGUGCUGGGCACAGGCAUGAUGGGAGACAAUAUCCUCACGCACUUUCUGUCCAGCUUCAUCGCUGGCGGCUGCGCCACCUUCCUGUGUCAGCCUCUGGACGUGAUGAAGACCAGGCUGAUGAACUCAAAGGGAGAGUACACGGGGGUGGCGCAUUGCUUGAGAGAAACGGCGAAGCUCGGCCCAAUGGGAUUUUACAAGGGGCUGGUUCCCGCUGGGAUCCGCUUGAUUCCCCACACAGUGCUCACCUUCAUCUUCCUGGAGCAGCUCAAAAAUUACUUCGGCAUCCGCGUCGUCUCCUGAGCUGCUGUUCAACGUGAUUAUCGUCGGUCUGCUCCUCACCAUUAGCUAAAAGCGAAGGGAAGAAAGGAAACAUGAAAGGUUCCUUAUUGUUGUGCGCAUGCUUUCUUUCUCCUUUUCCUCUACCUCUGUGUCACAAGUCCAGGUUACAUGACAUUGAUCCAACAGCACCAGCUUCUGUGAUUAGUUUGCCCCUCUUAGAAUAUUUUUGAGGAUGAAUGACCCAUGUAUUAAUGAAUUAUUAAUGUACUGUGAGUAGCUUAUUAAAUUGGCAGGUGUUCCGGUUCAUUGCCGACAUCAGGCAGGCUUUGCCAUGUGAAUGGCAGCAUUGUAUGGCUUGAUUGAAACUAAUUCCCAAAUCCAAUGCUGUAACAAAUGCUGCAUUUCAACAUUGCACAAAAACAGAAUGUAGCUUAAGCGUCAUCUCUUUUGCCAGGUAAUACACGGCAUCGUCGUAUAAGAAAAAGGAAGAUGGACGGUCGGUACUCAUUAGUUUUAAACAAACCCUGCAGAGUUUUGUCAUACGUGUCCACUCUAUCACUACGGAAGCAACUCUGAAACUGCCGUUAUGUAUCAAUACAGCAGUCAUUCCCACCUACUGACCAAAUUUCAUGUUGUAACCUUUUUUUUUUUAAGAACUGGAAACCAACCACUCGCUGGUUAAGAUGUCGGUAAUUUUUACCUGAUCUACAUUUCAACUGGGGGAGAAUGGACCAAGCUUGCUUGAGUCAAGCUAUUAAUUAUUAUUAUUGAGCAAGGAGGAAGUCUGUCGGCGAAACUGUGAAACAGAAAAUGCAGAUUGUUUUUUUUCCCUUUGCUGGCUAAAACUUAUUUGACCAUUUCAUCUCAAAAGGUUUUCGUUGAGAAGCUUUGGAAAACUGCUGUAUGUUACAAGUGUCCUGCUUCCAGCUGCGAUGUCUCUUUUUGGUCUUUUUGGAUGUGAGACACUUUAUUGGAACAACAAGACAAAAAAAAAAAACGGUACUCAGACUGAAUAACUGGGCAUUUAAAACGCAUAAACGCAUGCUGUAUGUUGGGAUUUGCUCUAAAUUAAGAAUUCUUUGGAUUUCAAGUGUUAAUGAUUCCUGUUAAUGAUUUUUCUCGGUUGUAAGUUGUCCUGUCACGGUUUAAUUUGGGUGGUUAUUAAUGCUGUACUGUGCCUGCUCUGCCUACAGACACCUUGAUAAAUCAUGUUGCCUUACAGUAUCUGUCCUGCAGGGGACAGUGUCACAACAUGUGAAUUAUCCUCAUUUUUGCACCCUCUCCUGUCCUGUUUUAGGACAAAAAAAUCUCAACACAGCUUCACAGCGCCACUUUCGGCCUGUAUGUUUCAUAUGCUCUUCACCAACACAUGGUACUGUACUUUAACUCAGCCAUUAAGUUGCUAAUGACUUUAUACCCACAUACACACACACACAUGAAACUGGAAGUUUAAUUUUGAGCUAGUUGUCUACAUUUUGUAGAUCUCUUAACAACUGAUUUUGGAAUUAAAGUACUAAUUGAAGCUAAUUUUGUGUUUAAAUUCUUUCUUUGACUUCUCUUUAAGCAGUUGUGACCAUGCUUUGAUGAUGAUAGUUAUCUUUUUGUGUUCAUAAAUCAGGUGCAUACUCGGUGGGUCUCAUAAUAGAACAGAGGGAACUUAUUCUUCCUCCUUUUUGACUUUGCCUGCGAUUGUGAAUCAGAUUGUAACUUUCAAAGCUCUGCCCUCAUCAACGCAAGGACACAAUUUAAUGUCCUCACCUCUUCACCACUAUCUUGUUUUGCGCAAUUAUGGCCCAUAUACAGUUACACUGAAGUUAAUUGGAGUUAUUCAGGCACACUGAUGAAUGCAGGCAGUUAGACGGUGGUACUUUACCUAGAUGAACAUAGGUUUUCAUCCCUUUUAUUGAUACCGUCCAUCAUAUCGGUGACUUUGACCCUUCAACUCCAUCACACAUGUGAGAGCUUGCCUUGUUACACAGCCAGCUCAUUUCCAUAGCAAUCCAGAUUCCCAUCUUUUUAGGGCUCUGGCAUAUGUGGCCCCAGUAUGUUUCUCAGGAAUGAUGUUAUCCACACACAGGAGCCAUCAAACGACUCAGGUUUGCGGCUGAUUAGUGUUUUACUGGGUUAUUGAAAAUACAGCUGUUCAGGUCUCUGGUUUGUUGUUUCCAAAUUAUUCAGUUCUGACCUGCACAGAUAAGGUGCUUAGCUGCCUGCCCAAGAAUGCAAACGCUCUGUUGUUGCAGAUUAAGAUGGCAGCAAGUCUUCGUCAUUGCUAGUUUUCACCAUUUAUGUGGCAAAAACGGCAUUAGCUCAUUUUACUGAGCUGUCAGGUUCAGACUUAUACUGAUCACCUCCAGCUCGUUCAUGAGACAAACUGAACCCGUUUGCACACCUUGCCUAUAGUACUUAGGGCCGGUUAUCUUUAAGAUUGAGAUUUUUUUUCAAAUAAGGAAAGAGGGAGGUUUACACAUGCUUAAGUUAAUGUUUGAAAUGGAAAGAAAAUCCUAUGGGAAUUUAAAAAAUGUACAAACCUGGAAAUACAAAUAGCAGUAAAAAAAAAAAAAGGACACUAAACAAAAAGA